Ceutorhynchus assimilis (cabbage seed weevil) is the source of this 3884-nucleotide messenger RNA. NCBI's taxonomy places the organism in Eukaryota, Metazoa, Arthropoda, Insecta, Coleoptera, Curculionidae. The record is from the annotation of a GenBank genome assembly.
CUUGACAUUAUCGGCAACCCACUUUUUCCUCCCACCUUUUUCAAAAAAGAGGUUAUUAACAUUUUUGAGGAAAUAAACAGUUACACCUAAACAAUUUAGUUUCACGUUUUUUUUUUUCGCGUUCGUGCAAUGUCUUUUUCGCUGUCGCGGCGCGCCGCUCCUUGAUAUCAGUCCAACAGAUAAGUUUCCAGUGCCUUUUCGCCACUCACCCCUGUGACAGCUGUGCUAGGCGGUACCUUACCCCAGAUAACAAACAACUACAAUUUCGUUAUACAAUUAGUGGACUUUUAAUUAUGACUAAAAUUUGUUGAAAAACGGACAAAGUUCGCAAACAACCAUGUCCAAGAAUAAUUUGAUAAGUUCCAGAAGCAUUUCGCCAGCUAGUUUCAAUUCGUUGCGGUCGGAUUCGGAGAAGUCUUUCGAAAACGGUUUGGACGAUUCUUUGAAACCUAAACACAGGCCUUCGUCUACAAACAGAACUUCUAAAGCUAAAAGAGUCAGAUUUUACCACAAUGGAAAUAAAUUCUUCAAUGGAAUCGUUAUCCCUGUCGCUCCAGAAAGGUACAGAUCGUUCGAUAGCCUUACCAGUGAACUGACUAGCUUAAUUGGUAGGAAUGUCACUCUUCCUAAUGGUGUUAGAAAUGUAUAUUCUAUGGACGGGAAAAAGGUUCUGGGUAUAGAAGAUCUUGAAGACGGCAAAGAGUAUGUGGUCAGCGGGAAGGGAGAAACAUUCAAAAAAGUCGAAUACACAAAAACUGACACACUAAAGACAAAGAGGGUGAAUAGGAACAAUAGCUCUAUAUGCAGUAUGCCUAGAAUUUUACCACCCGAUUGUGUGAGGCCUAGGAUAGUAACUAUAAUUAAAAAUGGAAUUAAACCAAGAAAGACAUUACGGUUACUUUUAAACAAACGAAAUUCAUCCAGUAUGGAAUCAGUUUUAAGUGCGUUUUCAGAAUUGGCACAGUUAGCAGUAAGAAAAGUGUUUACUGUAUCAGGCCAGCCUGUAACAGGUUUGCCUCACUUCUUCGAAUCGGAAGACGUAUUUUUCAUUUACGGUAACGAGAGGCAUAGUCCAGAUGAUUUUGAGCUUGAUUUUGAGGAAAGUAAAGCUAUACAACAGUUUAAAAGGACACCAGGUUUACGAAAUGGCACUACGGGCCAAAAGCCAAAAAUGCCUAAAAAGGAAAAAAAUCGAACAUAUGAUUCUGAGGAAAGCCUGCUAAGAAAAUUAAGUUUAGAUAGUAAUAUAAGUUUGCCUUCGGGCAUGAAAGGAAAAUAUACUGUGGGAAGAAUGAUUGGAGAUGGAAAUUUCGCAGUAGUAUGGCUGUGCAAACAUGUGAUUUCAGAGAAAGAAUAUGCCCUAAAAAUAAUUGAUAAAUCAAAGUGUAAAGGAAAGGAAGAUAUGAUCGAGAAUGAAGUGAAAAUCUUGAGAAUGAUUAGUCAUCCCAAUAUUAUUUCUUUAAUAGAGGACCAUGACACUAAGUGUAUGUUGUAUCUAGUCUGUGAAUAUGUUGCUGGUGGCGAUCUGUUCGAUGUGAUAACAGUUGCUCAAAAAUUCUCCGAAGAACAAGCUGCUUUAAUGAUUAAGCACCUCACUUCUGGUUUAGCAUAUUUACAUAAUUUGAAUGUAGUCCAUAGAGAUAUAAAACCUGAAAAUCUUCUAGUCGAAAUGGAUAAUGGCAAAGUUAAAUGUCUGAAACUAGGCGAUUUCGGUUUAGCUUGUGAAGUGAGUGGUCCGCUUUAUACAGUUUGUGGAACUCCUACUUAUGUGGCUCCAGAAAUUUUAGCUGAAAGUGGUUAUGGUCUUAAGAUUGACGUUUGGGCAGCUGGCGUGAUCAUGUAUAUCCUACUCUGCGGUUACCCACCGUUUGUCAGCCAAGAUAAUGACCAAGAAAAACUAUUUGACUGCAUUCUGUCAGGUCAGUACGAUUUUCCGGACGAAUUCUGGCAAGAUGUCUCCACUCCCGCCAAAGAACUCAUCCAGCACAUGUUGCAAUUGACGCCAGAUUUGCGGUUUUCUGCCGAAGACGUUUUGGAUCAUCCUUGGCUGCAGCUAGCUAACUAGAUAGUUUUUUUUUAGGAAAUCUCGACUAGUUACUUAAGAAAUAACGGUCUGAAAAGUAACCAUAUAUGGCUUAGUACCAGUGAUUCUAGAGUCGCACAUAGAAAAUCUGCCAGGGUAAGCGUGCUGCCGUCUCCUAGAAAAAAAAUCCGCCCAGCAGCUUCAAGCAAGUUCACUUUUUUAGGAAUACACACACGUUGGCGCGAAAAAUAAAAAAAAGCCUUUGUACAAAAAUUUAGCUUUAAAAAAUUCCUCAAAUAAACGAAAUGGGAACUUCCGGUACUGAUGUUUAAGCACUAGGCACCAAGAUGUGAAACUAACCCAAAAAACUAACGUUGAUGAUUUGUAGUAUUGGGAGCUGUUUUAAAAUCAGUAGUUUUGCAUUGUUUGUAUUUUUUUUAUAUUUUAAAAUGUUUUAUUGUCCAAAUUUCUUCCAUCUUUUUGUGGUUGAUUUUAAUUAUUUGUCUGUGAUUUGUUUUAAUUCUUGAACAAAGUCAAUAAGUAUUUUAAAAAUAUUUAACGCUGGAGUUUUAAAAAGAUUUAAAAUUGCAUUUUUAAUACUUGUAUGUAUAUAAUUUUUAAGACAAUAUUGUUUGAAACAUCGAAAGCACAAAAUGCAUUUGUAUCGUCAAUAGUAUCUAGUAAUAAUACAUUUUUUUUUUCACUAUGCUUGUCUUGCGCGCUUUUCAGCACUUGUUUGUUGCCUGCACUUAUUCCUUCAAUUUUUUUAAGGCCGCUUCACAGUUUGCAAUUUCCAUUAAUAUAUUAGUUAAGAUGAUAUCAACCAAUUAAUCAGAUUCAGCUGUUUUGUUGACAAUUUAUCUAGAGAUAUGUUUUUGGUUUACACAAAAGCAGCUGCGAGUUAUUAUUUAAUUAGUUAGGCGUUAUUUUGGAAGAAAAGUAUAUCCGAAGUUUUUCCUGCAAGUGCAAAGAUAUCUUGCCAAAAAGAUAGACAAGUGCUUGUGAACUGAACGCCUUUGAGAGUCAGUAGGUUUGUUCCUUCAACAAUCAACAAUUCAUUUAGAGCCGAUAAGUAAAGUUGAUUCUUAGGAAUUUUUGGAAAUUUCAACGUAUUGACUUCACGGGUUUCAAGUGAAAGUUGAUACUUUUUCUAAUGUUUUUAAUUGUUGUAAGAAAACAGGCAACCCACUUGAAAUUUUAACAUCACGAAUAAAAUAAAUGAUUUAUCGAAAGAGAAAAAUAGAAGUGCCAAAAUCAGUCACACAUUUGAUAAAUCUCAGCAAAGUGCAAUUAUAAGGAUUUUUGCAAAAAGUUUUCUAGAAUCUAAGUUUAUCAUGUGUUUUUUUUUAAUAUCACCAACAAGUAAAACUCUUGGUGUAAUUUUCUACUAACAGAAUAAAUCAUAAUAGACUCAGUUGUUGAUUUUAUCAGCAUAAGCAUAAUUUUUAGUUUCAAAACCAUUCAUUUUAUUCAAAUGUGUUCGUCUUAGAGUCAUUAUGAGCCUCUGUUAGGCUAACAAUAUCAUUUUUUUUUAUAAUUUCACAUUUUUUUUUUUUUAUUGUAAUUCACUAAUGUGUUUUUAUCCCUAUCGUAUAAUAUAUCAGUUGUUAACCAAAAGGGCUAUAAAAUAUUCGAGUAGGGUUUUUUUUGUAAUAAAAAUAUACAUAGAGCUUUUUUAUUUCAGAGAAGCCAGUAUGAAUGAGAAGCAUGUCAGAUGUAUUUAUUAAAAACAUGAAUGAUUGCCCAGUUUUUUUGUACAAAUAUAUGUAACUGAUUUUUACACUUUUUAGAUUAUAGGUAAUUUUUUUUUAUAUAUAUAUUGUUGCAAUUAGAUUAUUGUAAAUAAAUUAUUUCGAAUGAG